AUGGAUGACGAAGACUACAGUAACAUCUACGACACAGUCCAAAAACAGAGGCCCCAUGAGGUUCCUGACCAGCCAGAAGAAAAGGAAGUUCCCCAUUGCCAUGAUGUCCACGAAGACCCAAGGCCGGAAAACAACUUACGUGCCACCCAUGUGUAUGAUUCUGUGUCAGUCUAUGCCAGGGGGGUUGAAGAGAGCAGCCUGGCCUCUUCCCAACCAGAAAGAGGCUACCUCUCACCUGAUGAGGUCUGCUGUCAGGCCCAUGAUUCUCAGCCAGGUGAGCCCCAGGAGGACAGGGGCAUCCCAAUGGCAGAGUUGCAUUCACCAUCUCAGGACCAGGAGCCCUACCCAGAAGAGCCUCAGGAGAACAGAAGCCUGAUGGGGAAAGACUUACCUUCUCCUUCAAGAUUUACCAUCCAGCACAGCAAGGCCCUCUCUGCCAGCCAAGACUCCUUCCCUUCCUAUUCUGAUGCUGAUGGUUGGGAAGAGAAGGACGCAGCUCCCAUGGACCCUGAGAUUAGCCUCUUUGUGAAGGCUGGAACCGAUGGGGAAAGCAUUGGCAACUGUCCUUUCUCUCAGCGUCUCUUCAUGAUUCUUUGGCUGAAAGGAGUUGUGUUCAAUGUCACCACUGUGGAUCUGAAAAGAAAGCCAGCCGACCUGCACAACCUAGCCCCCGGCACGCAUCCGCCCUUCCUGACCUUCAAUGGGGACGUGAAGACAGAUGUCAAUAAGAUCGAGGAGUUUCUGGAGGAGACCUUGACCCCGGAAAAGUACCCCAAGCUGUCCGUGAAACACCGGGAGUCCAACACAGCAGGCAUCGACAUCUUCUCCAAGUUCUCUGCCUACAUCAAAAACACCAAGCAGCAAAAUAAUGCUGCCCUGGAGAGAGGCCUGACCAAGGCUCUGAAGAAGCUGGAUGACUACCUGAACACCCCUCUCCCCGAGGAGAUCGAUGCCAACACUCGUGGGGAUGACGACAAGGGGUCCCGGCGCAAGUUCCUGGAUGGGGAUGAGCUGACCCUGGCCGACUGCAAUCUGUUGCCCAAGCUCCAUGUGGUCAAGAUUGUGGCCAAGAGAUACCGCAACUAUGAUUUCCCGGCUGAGAUGACAGGCCUGUGGCGGUACCUCAAGAAUGCCUACGCCCGGGAUGAGUUUACCAACACCUGUGCAGCUGACCAAGAGAUCGAGCUGGCCUACGCCGAUGUCGCCAAGCGUCUCAGCCGAUCCUGAACACAGCCAUCGUGCCCCAUCCCUGCUGCAGAAGAAGGACUUGAUUACUCUCACAGGACUCCGGCUUCACAGACUCCUCUUCCUCAUUGCCUUGGAAAACACUUUUUAAACCUGGCCUCAUGGCACUGGCAUCACUGGAAGGCCAGCCUGCUGUCUUUCAUGAAGGUCAGCACCACUCCCGGCCCCCUCUCACAGGAAGCUGACAAGUGACAGGAAGUGACAGGAACAGUCAACCUCUCAGCCUGCUGGCCUGAUCUGGGUUCAGCGUAUCAGGGGUCAGUCAGUGUCACAGAGCACAUGUGGGAUUGCCACUGGCCCCUUCUGCCAACAUCAAAAUACCUUCUCAGAUGCUUUAGAAACAUGGAAUGCCAGCUCCUUCUCCAACCUCCUCUUUAUCAGUAACUGCAAGGUCAAGGAGAAAGCCAUGUUCCUUCUUAUUGAAAGAGACCCACUUGCCUUAUUGGAGAGACAAAGAGAGAGACUGCAGGCUGAGCAAGCUGGCUGUGGGCUUGUUGGAUGUCUGGCAAACAUACCUUCAGUCACUUGCUACUUCCAGCCUCUGUCAUUGGGCACUGACGGCCAGGUUGGAAGGUCACUUCAGAUGCAUUGUCCAUUUGCUGCAGUGCCGGGAAUGUUGCAAUGCUGUUGUGCACCCGGCCAAUGCUGCCCCUAGUUUUCAAGCUGUCCAGACCUUGCCAGAAAAGGAAAUUGGCAUGCAAUUCCAAAUGGAGUGACUGGGAAUGGGAAGGGAGGGAGCAGUGUUGAUGCCAAAAGGCCCCCAGGGGUCUACCUGCCAAGGGGUUUGCUUGCUUAGGAGUAGUUGUUUCAGGGGAGAUUACAAGCCUGGAUUAGACUGUGCUUAUGGGUGAGUGGCUUUGGUCUAUGAGAAAGGGAGUAAGAGGAGGGAUGGGUGUAAAGGAGUUCUUUGUGAAGUCCGAUGUUCCCUGGUCCACAGUCUUCUAUCAUGAUCUAAGGAAGUCUUGGGCCAGUGAUGUCAUGUAACUACUAACCUUACAGUCAGAACCCAAGAAUUGCCCCAAAUGUCUUCCACUCUCUCUAAGCUGCUCCUGAACAUGGGUGAAUAGGUUGGAUGCUCUCAGGCAGCCACGACUAGCUGAGUCAGCUGCAGCCUCGAAUGAGCAAGAGAUACUUUCAGGAGGUGGCACCAUCAUGGAAUACCAUAGGAAGAAAAUCCAUGGGCUUUUCUGACCUGAAAACCAUGUGGUAUGAAAGCAAAGAAAAAU
This is a messenger RNA of Otolemur garnettii (small-eared galago), 2471 nucleotides long. It is a transcript of the gene CLIC5, whose product is annotated as chloride intracellular channel 5. Bases 1 to 1227 code for a protein of 408 amino acids. The transcript is spliced from 6 exons. The record is from RefSeq and is a predicted model, not a curated record. NCBI's taxonomy places the organism in Eukaryota, Metazoa, Chordata, Mammalia, Primates, Galagidae.